Molecule: messenger RNA, 1420 nt
Organism: Tripterygium wilfordii
Lineage: Eukaryota; Viridiplantae; Streptophyta; Magnoliopsida; Celastrales; Celastraceae
Product: chorismate mutase 1, chloroplastic-like
Exons: 6
Coding region: 197-1177 (326 amino acids)
Biological process (GO): aromatic amino acid biosynthetic process; chorismate metabolic process
Cellular component (GO): cytoplasm
Molecular function (GO): chorismate mutase activity
Source: RefSeq, a predicted model, not a curated record
CCAACUCGUGAAGUUGUGACAUCGUGAAACGCACUUCACCAACUCCUUUUUCUCAAUAAUGAACACCUAACACCAGGCAACCAAUCAAACCGCGAAAACGUCACUAUCUUUUAUUGGUCUUUCUUCUUGUCUGGUUUUAUAAGCUAAGGUUUCUUUUUUUGUUUCUUGCUUGCUCUGCACUCUGUAAAUCGCUUCAAUGGAGGCAAAGUUCUUGACUGGGGCUGUCUCUACUCUGAUUCCCGGUUGUGAUGAAUUGAUUUCUUCCAGACCCAACAAGCUAUUCUCAAUGCAACGUCUGCAAAAUUUCACGUCACACUCGAACAUGCCAAAACCACGCAUUUACUCCGAACGAGUUUCUGCGACCACAACUGGGUACAAGUAUGGCGUACCCACACUGGAAAGGAAGAAACGGGUUGAUGAGAGCCAGAGUUUGACCCUGGAGAACAUACGACAUUCUUUGAUUCGCCAGGAGGAUAGCAUAAUCUUUAGCCUUUUAGAGAGAUCCCAGUACUGCUACAAUGAGGACACAUAUGAUCCAAAUGCUUUAUCCAUGGAGGGGUUUCAUGGCUCUUUGAUCGAGUUCAUUCUCAGAGAAACAGAAAGGCUCCAUGCUCAAGUUGGCAGAUACAAAAGCCCUGAUGAGCAUCCUUUUUUCCCAGAUGACUUACCAGUGCCAGUCUUGCCACCUCUUCAAUAUCCACAGGUUCUACAUCACACUGCUGCUUCAAUUAAUAUAAAUAAGAAGGUGUGGGAUAUGUAUUUCAAAGAUCUCAUCCCGCGAUUGGUGAAGAAAGGAGAUGAUGGCAAUUGUGGCUCUACGGCAGUUGCUGACACAAUAUGUUUGCAGGCUCUUUCAAAACGGAUUCAUUAUGGAAAGUUUGUGGCUGAGGCAAAAUUUCGUGCCUCCCCUGAUGACUACAAGGAAGCCAUCAUCGCACAGGACAAGGAUAAACUAAUGGCAAUGCUUACCUACCCAACAGUUGAGGAAGCCGUUACAAGGAGGGUGGAGAUCAAAGCGAAAACAUUCGGGCAGGAAGUAACGGUUAGCUCUGAGGAACCAGGGGUGGAACCAGUCUAUAAAAUAAAACCGAGCAUGGUGGCCGAUUUAUACGGAAGCUGGAUAAUGCCGCUAACAAAGGAAGUGCAAGUUGAGUAUCUAUUGAGGAGGUUGGAUUGAAUUCUCAGUGGCAUUGUCAAGGGGAUAUUACUGGAGUUUGUAUUAUAAUUUUUCAAGUGUCAUUAUGUAUGUAGGCGCUUAUUCAUGUUAAGAUGAAUAAGCAGUUCAUGAAGAUUCCGGUAUAAUUUGGAUUUGGAGCUUGAUCUGCACUGUUUUGACUCAGUUUGGUUCUGGGUUUUUGUUUGACUAUGGAUUGGAUUUGCAAUGAGCCAUUAAAACGCUGGUUUUGGUCUUUGAUCAGCA